Molecule: messenger RNA, 639 nt
Organism: Microthlaspi erraticum
Lineage: Eukaryota; Viridiplantae; Streptophyta; Magnoliopsida; Brassicales; Brassicaceae
Source: the annotation of a GenBank genome assembly
AUGAUGCUAUUCAGCACAUCACUAGCUGGACCAGCACUAGAUUGGGCGCAGCAUGAACCACUCUCUACAAUCGAGUCAUGGAUCGAUUUUAGAGAAGCUUUCUUGAAGAGAUUUGCAAGGCCACCUUUCAAAUCCAAGUACACCACUACUCUCAUCAGCUGGAGAGAGAGCGUGAUGAAGAAGAAUGGGGAGGCAUACCACCCCAUCCUGAAGUUCUUGAAUGAAGAGCUAAUCAAGCAUCUUUGCCACGACUAUGGACUUGGAGACAACCCCAAGAAGAUACAACUUUUCCAACUAUCUCUAGCUGGACAAGCCAAAGAAUGGGCUAAGUUCAAUGCCCAACAUGCUUUCAAGACUUGGAAUGGAUACAAAGGAGCUUUCCUCACAGAUUUGCAAAGGUCCAUUUAUGUUCCACCACCACGCCCAAGCUAUUCACAACACCAUCCAUCAUCACCAGACAUAAACAAGACACCACUUUUCCCAAGGGAGAGCUAUCAAGCUGCGCGCCAAACCAAGAUUGAAGAUAUGCUUCAAGAGUACUUGAGAAAUCAAGAUGAGAGUACAAAGAAGAUGGAGAGAGAAUCGAUUUCAUCCAUGAGAGCCUUGGAAACAAAUCUGAAGUCCUAUUCAAGCAAGUGA